AUGUUUAAUGGAUUAACUGAUAAGUUAUUGCAACAUUUAGUUUCCAACAGAGGUAGCAAAUGUUUACUGUUCCAUUGCGUGCGAAAUUCAUCAGUUUAUGAUAUUGCCGAAGAAUCAAAACAGUCUUCGAAAAAGCGUGAAAAGCUGUGGAAUAAGUUAAAUCCGAUUGUUGGAUUGGGUGCUCCUCUACUUGCUUUUGCACUUGGCGCGUGGCAGUUACAACGAUUACGAUGGAAAACAGAUCUUUUGAAAAAGAUUGAAAACAAUUCAAAGCAAGAAGUGAUGCCAUUUCCAGAUGAAAACUUAUCAUUAUUGGAUGAUCUUGAAUAUGCAAAAGUGCAAUUAACUGGAGAAUUCCUUCAUGAUCGAGAAUUUUAUGUGCUACCAAGAGUCCGCUUUGAUGAGCAUAAGGACGAGUCAAAAAAACGACCUAGUGUGUCCUCAUUGGGUAAUUCUGGAGCACAAGUCAUUACUCCAUUCAAGCUUUAUCCGUCAGGCCUUAUCAUUCUUGUAAAUCGUGGAUGGGUUCCUCCACAAAGAAUUAAUCCUAUCAAUCGAGCUGAAGGACAAGUUCAAGGUCAAGUCACAUUUAAUGCAGUAGUUCGUCAUUCAGAAAAGAAGCCCAUUUUCGUUAAAAAAAAUGAUCCAGAUAGAAAUUUGUGGCUAUACACAGAUAUUUCACAAAUGGCAGAAAAAUAUGGUACGGAGGCAGUACUUGUAGACGCAUGUUACGGUGAAUUUUUUUUCCUUAGAUAUGGCAGGAAAUCUGGACAUUCUACGGUAGAAGGAGGUCCGAUUGGUGGUCAGACACGGGUGAUUCAUAGAAACGAUCAUAUGCUGUAUGCUUGUUUCUGGUUCUCCAUUGGAGCAGCAGUUUUGUAUGCGUGGUUUUUAUGA
Messenger RNA from Thelazia callipaeda (thelaziosis nematode), 897 nucleotides. Lineage: Eukaryota; Metazoa; Nematoda; Chromadorea; Rhabditida; Thelaziidae. The record is from the annotation of a GenBank genome assembly.